Messenger RNA from Angiostrongylus costaricensis, 276 nucleotides. The record is from the annotation of a GenBank genome assembly. Lineage: Eukaryota; Metazoa; Nematoda; Chromadorea; Rhabditida; Metastrongylidae.
AUGGUGACGAUCUGUACCUACAAUGCACGUACACUUGCAUCCGUGUCCUCGAUAGAGGACUUCCUCAUGCAAGCAAGAAGGAUAAGGUACGAUGUCGUCGGCUUGGCCGAGACAAGGCGACGCCGCCCAUUCAAUGCCGUCUAUGACACCGGAGAAGAACUGGCCUUCGGAACAUGCGACAGUAGAGGAGUCGGUGGUGCCGGCGUUCUCGUUAACACGACUUUGUCCAUGAACAUCAAUUCAUUCGAGCAGGUUACAACCCGAAUUGGACGUUAA